Neoarius graeffei (lesser salmon catfish) is the source of this 6333-nucleotide messenger RNA. RefSeq names its product protein phosphatase 1 regulatory subunit 9A-like B (gene ppp1r9alb). The coding region runs from base 383 to 4864 and encodes 1493 amino acids. Gene Ontology annotation, biological process: calcium-mediated signaling; actin filament organization; neuron projection development. NCBI's taxonomy places the organism in Eukaryota, Metazoa, Chordata, Actinopteri, Siluriformes, Ariidae. Gene Ontology annotation, cellular component: actin cytoskeleton; cytoplasm; postsynaptic density. The transcript has 19 exons. The record is from RefSeq and is a predicted model, not a curated record. Gene Ontology annotation, molecular function: actin filament binding.
GCGCGUUCGAGGAUAAGGUUCUCUCCCGAGCUGUUCGCGAGAGACAGAGAGAAUGUGUGUGCGAAUCCUGCAGGCAGUCAGGAGCUGAAGGGGUGUGAGAAGUUUGGUCUGGUCGCUUCUGAAUGUGGGUGAUUUGAUCAGAUCCUCCUCUGCUGAUAUGCAUGGAGUUAUGGUAACAGCACCUCAGUGCAGUGUGCUAUUCUUCAAGCACCUCUUGCAACUAGAAAACAGACCAGUCCUGUUUAAGGCUGUGUAGAACAUGCCAGCAAAAAGCCCAUGAAAACAUUUUUUGUUGUUGUUGUUGUUGUUGUUUUUUUUAAAGCUUGCGUCUUUUAUCCAUUUAUACACUUGCCCUACGUGCGCGAUUUGAUUCAGUUUGAAAAUGAUUAAAAGUGAACCCAAAAGUGACCGAGUGCUAAGGAGUGCCUCUCCUCACAGAAAUGCAUACAAAUCAGACUUCCACUCCAUCAAAUGCUCCUUUGAGGGCCCGUCCGUCCUUUACUCCUAUGGAGGUAGCGAGGUGCGAGGCAGACCAUCAGGUAGCCGGGUCAAUGAAAUCAAAAACCUCUUCCUUCAAAUGGAUGUCCAACAGCCACAGGACAGUGCAAACCAAACCAAACCUGGAACGGCUAAAUUGCAACGAAGUUCCAUCUCGUACAGAUCUAGCAUGGGGAGUGCCUCCAGCAUGGAAUCGGGCACCUCGGAAGUGGUACGUAAAUCAGAAGACAUCUCGUAUAAUAAAGUGGCGCUGGCUGAGAAGUUCUCAGAGACCAGAAAGCUCUUUGAGAGUGGACUACCGACAGACAGAUGUGGGCCUGGUAGAUCUGUCAGCCGGUCUUCUGUGCGUAGCGUUUCAGAGGAUGGUAGGUGUGUGAAGAAGCUGACAGAAAAGACAGACCAAAUUCAGAUAAUAGGAGAACAUCCGAAGCAAGCCAAGGACAGGGGAAGAACUGAGCGUGAGGUACCACCACGCAAGCCUGCCGUGAUUAUGAAGAACGCGGGACCUAUAUCCAGGAGACUGGAGAGCUUCAUGUUAGACAGCGACAGUGAGUCGUUGUCCGGCCCAUCUGUCUCAACUCGUUCACAAAGUCCAAGCAGUCAUUCCCAACCACCAUCGUCCCCAAACAGUGAGCAUUCCGAUACACCUUUGUCACCAGAUAGUGAUGGUUCUCCCACAUCAUACUCUCUGUGGCCUGAAAGUCCUUCUGGCCAGGCAGAUGCGAGCUUAACUUCACAAAGUGAGUCCCAGUAUUCGCCUUCACCAUUGAAUGGAGUCUGCAAAGAAGAAAGCCCUCCAUGGACUAGCCAUGGCACAAAAACCACAGUGGCCAAUGCUAGUGAAACUUCAGUUUCUGUUGUCUCUACACAACCAACUAUUCUUUUUAAAAGCGAGAAGCGUCAUCGUUUGUCUCUGAGCAGUAGUUCUCUCAGUCCUUCAGGAGAUGGAAAUGAAUGUAUGGAAUUGAAUGUCUCCAAAGGGAAGCAACAGAAGGGGGACUUUGGUACCCCUGGUCUGUCUACGGUCCGAGCCGAGUUAGUGGUGGUCCAUAAUGAAUCAUCUGAGGGUGAAAGCAAUGAAGACGACCACAUUGCAGAUGAUGUUUUUGAGGAAGUCAAGAAUGAGCAACUUCCCACAAAUCUUCCUUCGGACAAGGAACUCCUAGACAGCAAGGAGGUUCGAAUCAUAUAUCAAGAUAAAUCAGGGAGGGACUUUAGGCUAGAGGAGGAGGAGAAAAAGGAGGGGAUGGACAGAACAAAGAUUGUAGGAGAUAAGGAAAGACAGGAAAAGUUGGCUGAGGAUAAAAGUAUGCACAAAGAGAAGCAGAAGGAGCAAGAGGAAGAUGAGAAGGUGAAAGUGGUACAAGACGAGGAAGAGCAAGUGCAAGAGGAACUAUAUCCACACGGUGAGAUGAAAGUUGAGCAGAAAUUGGAGGAAAGUGCCAUGCAGAAGGAGCAGAGGGAAACUGAGGAGAAUGGGGAGGAUGAUCAGGAUGUGGUGAAGGAGGCUUUAGAGGAAGAGGAUGAUGAACAUGAUGUUGAAGAGGGGCAACAGCAAGUGAAUGAGGACUCUGCUGGGAAAAGACCUCUGAUAUGUGGGAUUGAGAACGCUGCUUUUGUGGAUGACCGGGAAAGCAAGUUGGAUGAGCAGCAAAAGGGACAGCACACCGGACCAGACCAUGACCAGUUCCAGGAAUAUGAGGAGAUUCCAGGCCUCUCUGAUGACGAUCUCAGCCCAAGGAGAAAGAUCAGGUUCUCCACUGCUCCUAUCAAGGUGUUCGUUACAUAUUCCAACGAAGAGUACGAUCGCAGGAAUGAAGAGGUCGACCCCGUAUCCGCAUCAGCCGAAUAUGAGCUGGAGAAGAGGGUGGAGAAAAUGGACGUCUUCCCAGUGGAAAUUCAGAAAGGAGAUGAAGGUCUGGGGAUCAGUAUAAUAGGAAUGGGCGUAGGAGCCGAUCAAGGUCUGGAGAAACUCGGCAUCUUUGUCAAAACCAUCACAGAGAAAGGAGCGGCUCAGAAUGAUGGCCGUAUUAAGGUCAACGAUCAGAUCGUGGAAGUGGAUGGGAUCAGCCUUGUAGGAGUCACCCAGCUGUUCGCUGCCACUGUACUGAAGAACACCAGAGGACUUGUGAAGUUCCUGAUUGGCCGGGAAAAGCCAGGGGUUGAGAGUGAAGUAGCUCGGUUGAUCAGUGAAACUCUGGAGCAAGAAAAGAACCCGCAAAAACAGGUCCAACAAGAUGACGACACUGCCGACGAGGAAGCGGAGAAUGAAGAAAAGGUCCCCCAAACUCAAGAAGUCCAACCUGAAGAGCCAGCAGCUUACGUCCUACAGGAACAUGAUCACACCAAGCAAGAAGACCAGCUACUAGCAGGAGAAAACAGCAAAAGCGCCAUGAAAGAGGAUGGAGAGACUCAAAUGGAAGAGGAGAAAGAAGACGACACAACCCUAGAUUUGGCUCAGGAAGUAUUUGCACACCUGAAGAAUCAAGGCAUUGUUAUUCCCGAGGGCACGAAUUACACCGAGUUAGAGCAAACAUUCAAAGAGCUCCAAAUGAAGCACAACACAACUCUAGCGGAGCUGAAGCAGAUGAAGGAAAAGCUGCGAGUGUGUGAAGCUGACCGCUUAGCCUGGGAGACUCGAGGUGCAUCUCUGGAGAAGAGCGUAAACGAGAGCAAAGAGAGAAUAGAAAAGCUGGAGAAAUACUGGCUCGAUGCUCAGGCUCUCUGCAAGACCAUCAACCAGCGACUCAGCGAGGCCCAGAGCCAGCACGAGUCACUACAGGUCAAAUACGACAAAGCCAGCAGGCUACUACAAGAGCACAAGGACCAGGAGGCUGAGUUUAUGAAGAGAGAGGAGGAUUUGAAGAGAUGUCUGGAGGAUCGAGAGAGGGAUUAUAAGAAGUCUCUGAGAAAGCUUCAUGAACAGAUUGCUGUUUUGGAAGGUCGAGCGAGUUCGGAUCAGCCUGACGAGUCCUGCAGCCCUGCAGUAGAGAGCCAGCAGAGCAGCCCCACCUCAGGAUCCUCGGACAGGAAUGAACAUGCUUCGGAUUACCUCGUCCAUGAUGCAGACUUGGGGGAAGCGGUACCCCGGACGGAUCGUCUAGACUGCAGUGCUUACAGAGCCAAAGCCAGGCUCACCCAAGGAGUCCAGCGAAAAAGGCCAUCUCGAAGUAAACUCCGAGAGUCCGCUAAGAGCACACAGUCCUCCAUUCAACCACAGCAAGAAGAGAGCAUAAGCGAGAGCAAUAUUGAAACUAAUCGGAGACCAUCAUACUUGGAGAGCCUCUCCAUCCCUGUCCCCACUGCGCAGCCAGGCUACGAGCAGAGGCGGGAGUUUCAAGGCAGGGCGAGGCCUGGAGGAGACAGAGGAGGGGAUUUGUCCAGCUCUCCUUCCCUUCAGGGUCUUAUGCCUCAUGGAGAAGGCAGUACGAUGUCUAGCCUGUCGCCACCUAAAGACUCGUCUACAUCUCACUCAUCCAACCAGUCAUCCACCGGCCUGCUCCACAACCUCCGGAACAGGAGGUACAAGAAGAAGGAGAGCAGCCAGAGCAGGAAGAGUAAAGAUGAGGAGAGUGAUAGCUCAACCACAAGAUCAUCUAAGAGAAGAUUUCCGGAUUUUGGCGGUCUGCGCAAAUCCGGUGGCAAAGGCCGCAAGCAAGAAAAGGAGGCACAGCGAGGUUCUGUAGGGAGCAGGAGCUCCAGAGAGCUGGUGGACGAAUCUAGUGGAAACGCUUCUCCCUCCGACUCUGUGUCCUCCAUCCCAUCCUGCAUGCCUUUCUCCUGGUUCGGAGACAGGGAGAGAUCGAGAGAACGGGAGCGAGAGAAAGAGCAGUCACUGUCCAGCUGCAGUCUCCCCCAUAGUCCGACAGAGGGACAUGCAGAGGACGGAACGGAACGAAGGAAUAAGAGCUUCAAUUUGAACGCCAGCAGUCCUCGCUCUGCCCUGGUGUCUUUACUGAGUGAACCUCGUACUCGAGGACACUCCCAGAAGCUCAUCAUCUCCUCAUGCGAGACCCUCGAUGAUAAGCCUGGUCCAGUCACAGAGCAACACUUGUGGCUGAACUGCCCCCUUUCUGAGUGGACCAAUCAGCAGGUGUGUCGCUGGUUGAUGGGCAUGAACAUGGACCAAUACAUAGCUGAGUUCACCGCAAAAGGCAUUGAUGGCAAACGUCUGGCCGAUUUGGACAGCAGUAAACUCAAGGAGCUGGGGGUGUCAAGUCACAGAGAUCGGUCCACCAUUAAGAGGAAGCUGAGAGACAUGAAGAAGGCACAGGAAAAGUUUGAGAAGCAGCGGGCGAAGAAGGAGAAGGAGGUCCGACUGAGCGGUGCUGCUGGUAAACCUGCUAAUCUUGAAUCUGCCUGCUGAUUCUGAAUCGCCAGUAAAAUUUACACUUCAGGGAAAAGCCCCUGAUCUGGGAAGCGCGGACAUUCCCAACAGGAUGUCAUGUACGUCAUGGCUGUGUGUGUGUAUGUACUGCAAGUCACUGGAUAUGAUGGGAAUAGGAACCCACUCAAUUGGAAGUAACUUAGAUUCUUCUAGCACAUUCUUUCCAUUCUCUGGUUAAGUAAAGAUAUUUUUACAAUUUUUAAUCAUAGUUUUAUAUCGUAGGUCUUGAUUCGUCAUGUCCAAACUUAAGACUCAAGGUGUCUUAAUUACACUGCUGCUGUUUUGAAUCAAUUCUUGACUUCCACUUAAAUGAAAUUGUUUGUAUUGUCCAUGCAGAUUUUAGUCUCUUGACAUCCAAAUUUGAGGUACAAUGUCCUGAUUUGGCUAAGUGACUCAUCAACAAAGGUGAGACUCAGUUAAAUUUCAGCAAAUCACAAACCAAGGUAUAUGACAUCAUUUAUCCCUUUAGCUCACUCAUUUGCCUUGAUGCUAUGCUUAGCAUAAAGUAUUACAUGUAAUUCCAUGAUAUAAUGGUAGGAAAACACAAACUAACCUUGCUAGCACUAAGCCCGUGAUAGUUUGCUCCAUAGCCGAUGCUAAGGAGUGGAAUGUUAUAUUGGGUAUGUAAAACCAGGAGCCGUGUCUGCUAGGAAGAAAACUGACAUGAGGGAAAGUAUUUUAUUGCAUAAUUAUAACCAAUAGGUACAUUUGUUUAGUUUCACUGUCUACAUACUCAAAUGGAUAUAUUUGCACAUCUGUGUUGAAUAAUAUUGGGCUUAAAAUUGAGCCCUGGGGUAUUCCACAUGCUUCUCAUAUAUCAUAAGCUAAACAAUUAUGAUGUCAUGUCCUAUGAAAUUUGUGGUUGGUUGAUCAAAUGUAAUCUAAGCUCCACCCUUGUUGAAUCAUUGAUGCACUAAAUUCAAAGUGGCAGUUCCUGUUUCUUCACACUGGAGGGCAGCAGUGUAACUGAAGUGACCCAUGGAGCACUUCUUAUCAGGGUUGGCAUUCACAGAGUCAAACUGUUGAUACUGGAUCCGUCUUAAUAUCCAUAACUACCAUAAAUGGAGAAUUUUAUCAAAUCCAGUGUCCGAUUUUUCUCUGAAGUGCUUUUGUGAAUGCUAGAGCACACCCUGCACUUUAGAUUAACCUCUAAUCUGUAGCAAGCGAAUGUCUGUCUGCGUUACGGAGCACAAGUACGAGUGCUUUGCUGAGCAAAUCUACUGAGUGGAAAUUGAGUGUGCACUUUUAACUGUGCACAUCACCUCCCCGACUGUACACUUUUUUUGUCUUUUUACUUUUUUUUUUUAAAUCUGCUUAUUUUUAUCAUCAGCUGUAUAUAAUGAGGCAAGGGCGUCAGUGGACUUGUCAGGAAGAGAGAUUUUCACUGUCUCUUAUGCCACAGAUGGUUUUACAUGUGUAACAAUAAAUAAAAAAAUAUUUUACAUGAA